This is a messenger RNA of Scomber japonicus (chub mackerel), 1333 nucleotides long. RefSeq names its product ring finger protein 41, like (gene rnf41l). The coding region runs from base 1 to 1035 and encodes 344 amino acids. Gene Ontology annotation, molecular function: zinc ion binding. The record is from RefSeq and is a predicted model, not a curated record. The transcript has 5 exons. NCBI's taxonomy places the organism in Eukaryota, Metazoa, Chordata, Actinopteri, Scombriformes, Scombridae.
AUGGGGUAUGAUCUGGAGAGGUUUGUGGGCUAUGUGAAUGAGGGUCUCCUGUGCUGUGUGUGUCGAGACGUGCUGGAGCGCCCCCUGCAGGCACCCUGUGAACAUGCCUACUGCAGCGCCUGCAUCAGCAGCUGGCUGCUCCAUCACCACUCCUGUCCUGAGGACAGACUGCCACUGGAUGUGGGCAGUCUCAAACCACUGUACAGGUACAUGCGUAAUGACCUGAACCGUCUGCAGAUCCGUUGUGUGAAUGCAGGGCAGGGGUGUGAGGUGGUCUGCUCACUGGAGAGUCUGCACACGCAUGAGGAUGAGUGCGAGUUUGCUUUCAUAUCCUGCUCCAAUGCAGGUUGUCCCGUGCAGGUGGAGCGGCGGGGUUUGGAGGCUCACCUGUCAGAAUGUAACUUCCGCAGCAGAGUGUGUCCUAACGGCUGCGGCCACACUCUUCUCUCCAUUGAACAAUCACAACAUAACUGUGUAGCAGAGCUGCGCACUGAAGUGGAGAUGCUUAGGGCAGAGAUGCUGUGCAAGGUGGAGGAGGUGAGACGGGAGAUGGAGUCUCGCUUGGAUUCACAGAGGAGACACAUGGUGCAGAAAGAGUCACAGCUGAAGAACGAGGUCGAGGAGCUCAAGGGUCAGUUGUCCCGCGUGAUGUGUGACAUGCGUGCCCUGUUGGGAGCAGAGCGUCUGAGGAGACAGGAGCUGGCGGAGGCAGAGCUGGAGAAGAGGGAACUGCUGGAGCUCCUCAGAGACCUGCAGCUUACCAGGAGUCAGAAUCCUGUCGAACAGGCAGCCAGAGACGAACAUGAGGAAGACCAGCAGACAGCCGGGUGGGAGCUCCACACCGAGCUGACGAGACAUCCAACGAGGAAGGCUUCCUUACACACCUCCAGUCUAUCACUUCAUUCAUCUCAGGCUAUAAAUGUAUCAGGUCCACCUACAUCACCUCAGCUGAGUGAGGGGGCGCGCAAGGGUGGUACCCGAAGUCUGACCCUGGACUGCAUCAAGAGGAAGAGCCGGGAGGUCACAGUCAUCUGAGUACACUGGACUGGAGGGGAGAUUAGUCAAACUGGAAAAGAUGAAAUCUAUAUUUUUUUAAUAUUUGGAAAACUAUUUCUGCCAUUUUGUUAUCAGAUUAGAGCAGAGGUGCACUACGUUCUAGUAAUUCAGGAUGAAUUUGUUAUUAAUCUGCAGAAGAAGAAAAUCAGUACAUGGAAUCAGCCAUUAUGUUGUUUGGAAGACAGGAUGUUUCGUAUAAUUCUUCUACUUUACUAAGAAAGUGAUUGUUUGACUGUAGGCUUAUUUGAAAAUGAAUAGGUGAAUAGGAAAGGUUUAA